This is a messenger RNA of Aspergillus steynii IBT 23096, 1005 nucleotides long. RefSeq names its product SDR family NAD(P)-dependent oxidoreductase. Gene Ontology annotation, cellular component: cytosol. The transcript is spliced from 2 exons. The coding region runs from base 73 to 1005 and encodes 310 amino acids. The record is from RefSeq and is a predicted model, not a curated record. Lineage: Eukaryota; Fungi; Ascomycota; Eurotiomycetes; Eurotiales; Aspergillaceae. Gene Ontology annotation, molecular function: oxidoreductase activity.
AUUUACACGGUCAUCCCCGUACUAUACACCGCAAUCAAAUCCUACAGGGACAAAAGAUUCAAACCCGACAUAAUGGCAACGCCGCCCUCUUAUACUAAAGUCACCCACUCCGCCACCUACCCCGGCAUCAACCCAAGCCAGCCCGCCCUCUCCACCUCAGACAAGGUUGUGCUGAUUACCGGCGCAUCAGGUGGCAUUGGUCGAGCCACCGCCUCGUCCUUUGCUGCAUCGGACCCCCGAGCCCUCAUCCUCCUAGGUCGCCGCGCCGACGCCCUAGCCGAAACCGCCAGCAUCAUCAACACCAGCCACCCAGAUGUGACGAUUCAAACACACGAAGCCGACCUAGGCGAUGUUUCGACCGUCCGAAAUAUCAUGAACAAGGUCGCUACCGAGCUCGGUGGCAUCGACAUCCUCGUGCACUGUGCUGGCGUCCUCGCUCCCGUCGUUCCCCUUCUGGAAGCAGAUCCGGCCACGUUCCUAGACGGCUACAAGACCACCGUAGUCGGGACACUGGUGACGGCGCAGGCUGUCGUGCUAGCAAACAAGACCAUCAGCACAGCUGAGGACAAGCCAAUCACCUUCAUCAAUCUGACCACAGCCGGCAUCCUGUUCCCCCCUUUCCCUGGGAUGGGCGCCUACGUGAGCAGCAAGAUGGCAGCCGUCAAGCUCCUACAGUCGUUCGCCACCGAGAACCCGCAGGUGCGUCUUCACAAUGUGCAUCCGGGGCUGCUCAAGACGGCCAUGUCGGCUAAGCUGGCGGAGUCGAUCCAAUUGCCAUUUUUCUAUGAUGAUAUGUCUCUUCCUGCCGACUUUCUUGUGUGGAUCGCCUCGGCCGAAGCAGAAUUUCUCAAAAACAAGAUCGUCUUCGCGGCUUGGGACGUUGAUGAGCUCAAGGCUCGCAAAAAGGAGAUUGUCGGUGGCCCGCCGGGAACUGGUGAGCUCUGGCUUGGAUACCAGGGAUUCCCGCGAUAUAUGGCCGGCCAGCCUUUGCCAGGCGUCGAGUAG